UCUCUCGCAGUUCCUCUUUCGUCUUCUUCUUCUUCUUCUUCUUCUUCGUUUUUUUGUUUCUUCAAUAUGUUACCGGUUCUCCGGGGGGUGCGUUCUUUUUCUAGAGAAAAAAUUUCAUAUGGGUGUUCUGAAAAAUGGGAGCUUUUGUAUUCUUAUGUUUCUGUGAAUUUUUCUGCGGCAAAAAGUCUUCUAUUUCGCACCUUGAAAUCUGAAACCAUGAAAGAAGCUAGGGCUUGAGACUACCGACUGUAACAAGGUCUGUUCUUUGCCACCUUUUUGUUUGAUUUUUUCAUCGGGUCCGUUUUUUUUUUUUUUACUUCUUUUAAUGAGUUAGUGGUAAGUCUUUUUCUCUCUCUUUCAGUCAGUUUUCUCAGACCCAGUUGAAUCUGAUAUUCCGAGUCUUCAUUGUUUUCAAAUUUCAGUCUUUUGGGAGGUUGAAUUUUCGUAAAAUCAGAUUCAGAAAGCGUGCUUUGGGGUUUUUGUGUAUUUGAAGAUGGAAUCUUGACUGUACCAACUGUUUGCUUUCUCGUUGAGGAUCUGUUUUCGUAGUUGAUUUUUCGGAGUUGUGUUUUUUUUUCGUAGUCUCUUCUGGUCUAGGUGUUUUCUGAUUGGGGAAUUAGGGUUUUUUGGUGGGUGUUUGGGUGUUACCAUGGAGGAGGUUGAAGAAGCAAACAAGGUAGCUGUUGAGAGCUGUCAUAGAGUUCUCAAUCUCUUGUCUCGUCCCCAAGAUCAGGUUCAUUACAAGAAUUUAAUGGCGGAAACUGGAGAGGCUGUUUGUAAGUUUAAAAAGGUUGUUUCUCUUCUCAAUACUGGUUUAGGUCAUGCUAGAGUAAGGAAGCUGAAAAAGCCACAAACCCCUUUUCCUCAACGCAUUUUCCUAGAAAAUCCUCAACAUAGAACAAACCAACCUUCCAAGACUCCUCACUUUCUUCAAUCUAGUUACCAUGAAAGUCUAAUUCAAGAAUCAAGCAGUUCACAUGCCAAGAAUUCUCUGUGUUUGGGAAGCCCUUCUUUUGAACUGAGCUCAAGUGGGAAAAACCCUCUUCAACUAGCCCAACCAACACCAUCUGGACAGUACCAUUUCCUCCAUCAACAACAUAAACAGCUCCAACAAAGGCUACUUCAGCACCAGCAGCAGCAGCUGAAAAAUCAAGCUGAAAUGAUGUUUAGGAAGAACAAUAGUGGGAUUAACUUGAAUUUUGAUAGUUCUAGCUGCACUCCUACAAUGUCAUCCACCAGGUCUUUCAUUUCUUCCUUGAGUGUAGAUGGUAGUGUGGCUAACUUGGAUGGAAGUGCCUUCCAUUUGAUCGGUGCACCCCGCUCAUCGGAUCAGAACUCACAACAACACAAGAGGAAGUGUUCUGGAAGGGGAGAAGAUGGGAGUGUGAAAUGUGGAAGCAGCAGUAGAUGUCACUGCUCCAAGAAGAGGAAACAUAGGGUGAAAAGAUCAAUCAAGGUACCUGCUAUCAGCAACAAGCUUGCUGACAUCCCUCCUGAUGAUUAUUCAUGGAGAAAAUAUGGGCAGAAGCCAAUCAAGGGGUCUCCUCACCCAAGGGGAUAUUAUAAAUGUAGCAGCAUGAGAGGUUGUCCCGCGAGGAAGCAUGUGGAGAGAUGUUUGGAAGACCCAUCAAUGCUUAUUGUGACAUAUGAAGGGGAACAUAACCACCCUAAGUUACCAUCACAAUCUGCAAACACAUGAACAUGGUGAGGGUUUUAGCGAAGAUCGGAUCAAUCAGGUCAUGAGAACUUUUGUUUAUGGUCGGCUUUGUAUUGCUCCUGUACAUAUUUUUGUCUGUUCAAGCAUGGGAAUAGGUUCGGAGCAGUGUUUCUCUCUUUUUUUUUUUUCUUUUUUUUCCUUUUAUAGCUUCGGGGAGUUGGCUUUGAAGCCUUUUAAACAAUCUGGUAGCAGGUCUGAGACCUAAUGCCGGAACAAAAAAGAUGCGGAAUUGGGGUUUCAAAUUGUAAGAAUCUUUCAUCUUUUACUGCAAUCAGUGGUUCAAAUAGUUUAAGUUAUUUCCUCAAUGGAGAAUAGUAAGCUAAAACCUAUCAUGAUGAGAUGGGUGUGUUUGGUUUUAA
Messenger RNA from Carica papaya (papaya), 2076 nucleotides. It is a transcript of the gene WRKY21, whose product is annotated as WRKY DNA-binding protein 21. Gene Ontology annotation, molecular function: DNA-binding transcription factor activity; sequence-specific DNA binding. Lineage: Eukaryota; Viridiplantae; Streptophyta; Magnoliopsida; Brassicales; Caricaceae. Gene Ontology annotation, biological process: regulation of DNA-templated transcription. The record is from RefSeq and is a predicted model, not a curated record.